CUGUUUAAGUGACUGACGUGUGUGUCAGUGAAAAACAGUACUAUGCCUGUAUAUUUUUAUCUGACAUACGCAUCAGUCCCUCAAACACCAUGCAUACCCAUACAGACAUUUGCAUGAGGAUGUACUAAGUGAAUGUACUGGACGGUAAGCGUAAUCAUAUUUUGUGCACUGUAAAUGUACUUGGACAGCUUGGAUCUCUGACUGAGACUGCAGUGUGUGGUACAUAGACAGAAAUUGUCAGUGAAUUGCUGAUAAAAAAGAGAGAGAUAGAAUAAAGAGAGAAGGAGUGAGGGAUGGCGUGCAAUGGGGGGUGUGGAUGUCCAGUUUUCAGCAACCUCUUGACGGUCCGUGAGAAUGCUUUGCUCUUCACUCUCCUGGGAGCCAAGUGUAAGGCAGUGGUCUCAGCAGUAGCCCAGGUGUAUGUGUCCUUCCCUGGGCGUCAGGUGUGGAGGCAUGAGGGCUCUGGGGUAGUGUGUCUGGUCGAAGACAGCUCACAACACUCCUACUUCCUGCGUGUGUACUGCGUCAAGAGAUCUAAGUUGCUGUGGGAACAGGAGCUGUAUGUUCCUUUUCUUUACUCUGCACCCCACCCCUACUUCCACACUUUCCCUGCAAAUGACUGCCAGGCGGGCCUGAACUUUGCAGAUGAGGCAGAGGCAGAGAGGUUCUGUGCAGCCGUGGAGAGACAGAUCCAACAAGCCCCAGACAGAGCUAGUGGGCAGAUGAACCAUACUGGCAGUGUGGACUUCUCCUCAGGCUGUAUCUGUGAACAGGAACAGAGACGAUCUGAGAUCAGCACUCCAUCUCCAUAUGUGUCAGAACAGGAGUCCCAGGUGAGAGUGGAUCCAGAGCAAGGCCUCAGUGUGAGCACACACAUGACACCACUGACUAGAGAGCUGGACCCUGCUCUGAGGAAGCUGGUCAGGAUGGAGAGACAAAAUGAGGAGGAUGUGACGGACAGACACACAUCUAAAGUAAUCUGCAGCCUCAUCUACAGUCUGGGGGGCGUGGAGGCUGAUAGCAGGGACAUGAACAACAGAGGUUCAGCCUCUAAGACCUUACCCAACAGAGCUACAGGGACCUCCACCUCCCUGGCCCUGAGGAAGGGGCCUCUGCCUCCUCUCCCGUCCCCCCUCACACGGAGUGUCAGCUCUCGAGAUGUCUCCAAGAGCCCUCUCCCACCCUGGGUCCCCCAACCUCCCUCUAUGCCCGCCCCCCCUUCCCCUGCAGGGGCACUCGCUGAGAGGAUUAGAAAGACCAUGAGCUUCAGACCGGUGGGCUCACCCUCUGCUGUAGAGUCUGACCUGGUCCUGAGUGCACUGAGGGAGAUAUUCCAGAAACACCAAUACCUCCAGCAUCAUAAAGAUGACACCACAAGCCAGUCAGAGAUGGAUUCUUACAGCGGGCAGUGGCUGUAGAGAUAACAGGGUGAGAGGAGAAAUAUCCCCCUACUUUCACAAGCAUGUUUUCUCAAGCAUGUUGUUAUUUGAAGUCUUCACUUUUGUCUUUCAUUUUGAAUUAAUUCACUGUUAAAUAAUGAUGCAUCAUUGAAAAAAAUGUUUUAGUGAAGAAUACGAUGCCCAAUUAAGCCCUUUCUAAAAAUAAAAUCUGUA
This is a messenger RNA of Oncorhynchus gorbuscha (pink salmon), 1613 nucleotides long. RefSeq names its product wiskott-Aldrich syndrome protein-like. Lineage: Eukaryota; Metazoa; Chordata; Actinopteri; Salmoniformes; Salmonidae. Gene Ontology annotation, biological process: actin filament organization. The record is from RefSeq and is a predicted model, not a curated record. The coding region runs from base 294 to 1418 and encodes 374 amino acids. The transcript has 10 exons.